AUGCAAUCGGUGCAAAAAUGCAAGCCUGUGAAACUUAGUAAAAAGACAUAUUCAAAGAACAAUUACAAUUAUGUCAUCAGGGCAAGAGUGAAAGAGAUCAAGACUAGAAAUCAUGACCUGAGCGCUAUCGUGGAAGUCAAAGACAUCUUGAAGUCUUCUCUGGUCAACAUCCCUCGAGACACUGUCACUCUUUAUUAUAAUUCUGGGUGUCUGUGUCCUCCGCUAGCAGCUAAUGAGGAAUAUAUCAUCAUGGGUUAUGAAAAUGAGGAAAGACUGCUGCUCAUUGACGGAUCCAUUGCACAGAAGUGGAAAGAAAAAGUGGGACGGAAAGUGAAGGACUGGGACAGGAAUUUGCAUAAGGAGAAAAGAGUAAACUCAGAUAAGAGCAAAACAAGACGGAGACACUAACUGUCCUUAGAAAAACCACAAGGACAAGCCCAAGGAGGAGAAGAGGUUCAAAAAACUGAAAAAUUGCACUAUUGUACUUUUUUUUUUUUUUUUUCAUUUUUGGCUGAGACUGUUUUUUAGUUGUUUGCUUUGUUUUAUUGUCGUUAUAUAUU
Messenger RNA from Cyprinus carpio (common carp), 560 nucleotides. RefSeq names its product secreted frizzled-related protein 3-like. Gene Ontology annotation, molecular function: Wnt-protein binding. The transcript has 5 exons. Gene Ontology annotation, biological process: canonical Wnt signaling pathway; non-canonical Wnt signaling pathway. Lineage: Eukaryota; Metazoa; Chordata; Actinopteri; Cypriniformes; Cyprinidae. Gene Ontology annotation, cellular component: cytoplasm. The coding region runs from base 1 to 408 and encodes 135 amino acids. The record is from RefSeq and is a predicted model, not a curated record.